AUGAGCGCUCGAUUUUUGAGCUCAUACCCGAACAACAAACGCCAACUCGAAGCUAUCAUCGUUGUACCACCUGGCGUGCCGAUGACGGUUGCCAUGAGUUCGGAUGAAUUUGACGACGAUAUAGCUGACGAGGACUUAAACACCGCCUUUGACCAGGUAUCGUCCUCUAAUGCCCGAUUAAAUCAGUCUUCUUCUUCCUCGAAUGGACAGACGGCCGGAAAAAAGCAUUCGGUGAACCAUAAUGUGGCAGCAGAGUUAGAAGGCUUGCCCGACGAUGCCUUUUCUUCUCCCGAGCCGCCGCCGACCCAGUUUCGGGCGAAUACGAUCCAGGCUGCGCCACGCGCCGGCCUGCAGCGAUCCGAGUCCGGAGUUUAUAGACAGACAACCCUCUUUGGAAAGCCGCUCGGUGACACCAGCAGCCAACUACAGGAUUCCAAUGUCACCAGAGUUUUUCGCGCCGACUUGCCCCGGGAAGAGCCGAGCCAUCAUGAACUAGAUAAGCAAGCCAUGGAAACAUGGGUAUAUCCUACGAACUUGGGAGCAACCCGAGACUACCAGUUCAGCAUUGUGAAGAACAGUCUAUUCAACAACACUCUGGUUGCGCUGCCCACUGGCCUUGGAAAAACAUUCAUCGCUGCGACGGUGAUGCUUAAUUACUACCGAUGGACAAAGAAGGGAAAGAUUGUUUUUGUUGCUCCUACAAAACCCCUGGUGGCUCAGCAAAUUGACGCUUGCUACAGCAUCGCGGGCAUACCAAGAUCGGACACUACGUUACUUACAGGCGACAUUCAGCCUGUUCUACGCGAAGAGGAGUGGCAGAAGAGGAGGGUGUUCUUCAUGACACCACAAACGCUUCUCAACGACCUGUCGCAUGGAUACGCGGACCCCAAAAGCAUCUGCCUCAUCGUGAUCGACGAGGCUCACCGCGCCGUCGGGGAGUACGCGUAUGCUAAAGUCGCAAAAUUAAUCCGACGAUUUUCAAAAAGUUUUCGAGUGCUCGCCUUGACGGCUACCCCGGGCUCGAAAAUCGAAACAGUACAAGAAAUUAUCGACAACCUUGGAAUAUCGCACUGCGAAAUUCGUACAGAGGACUCGAUUGACAUUCGUCAAUAUGUUCAUGACAGAAACAUUGAACUAGUCGUGCUCGACCCCUCCGACGAGAUGAAUCUUGUUUGUGAACUAUUUUCAGAGGCACUGAAGCCGCUGUUGGAUAAACUGAGUGCGCAAAAUAUUUGGUACGGAAAAACUCCGAUGUCGAUAUCUACAUUUGGUUUACUGCAAUCGCAAAAAGAGUGGAUGGCGACAAGAGGCAAACAUGUCAACCAAGGCGUUCAAUUUAUGAUGCGCGCCAUUUUCAGCGUUCUCACGAGCUUGGCACAUUCGAUCAAACUUUUAAAUUUUCAUGGUAUCAAACCAUUCUAUGACAAUCUAGUGGAUUUUCGAAGCGAUCAGGAGGACAAGGGCCAAAAGGGCUCCAAGUACAAGCGGCAACUGAUCGAACACCCAAGCUUCCAAGACAUGAUGAAUAAGAUUGCCAGCUGGAUGAAACGAGACGGCUUCGUUGGACAUCCCAAACAAACAGCCUUGGCUGACGCGGUCUUGAAUCAUUUCAUGGACCGGGGUGAGGACUCUGGGACACGCGUCAUCGUGUUCAGCGAAUAUCGAGAUUCUGCGGAAGACAUUGUCCGCCUGCUGAAUUUGCAUCAGCCGCUGGUCAAGGCUAGUGUUUUUGUUGGCCAGGCGGCUGGGAAGCGAGGCGAAGGCAUGAAGCAGGCGCAGCAGAUCCAGACGAUUGAAAAGUUCCGCAGUGGCCAUUUCAAUGUGCUGGUCGCUACGUCCAUCGGCGAAGAAGGGUUGGAUAUCGGACAGGUGGAUCUCAUUGUCUGCUACGACUCGUCGUCAUCUCCAAUUCGCAUGCUACAGCGUAUGGGACGAACCGGUCGAAAACGAGCGGGAAAUAUUGUGCUGCUAUUGAUGCGAGGCAAGGAGGAAGAGCAGUUUGCAAAAUCCAAAGACAACUACGAAAAGAUGCAAACCUUGAUCUGCGAAGGCAGCCGGUUCAACUUUCGCUUCGACCUGUCAACGCGCAUCGUGCCUCGCAACAUACGACCCGAGGUGGACAAGAGACAUGUUGAGAUUCCUGUGGAAAACACGCAAGACAAGUCGCUACCGGAGCCCAAGAAGAAGCGAGCUGUGGCGGGAAAGAAGAAGGCACCGAAGAAGUUUCACAUGCCGGACGGUGUUGAAACUGGCUUUCGGAAAGUAACGGAUUUCAUGAAUGGUCCGGGCCAGAAGACGAAGAAGGCCGAACCGAAGCGCAACCCCGAACUGGACGACUUGAGUAAAGUACCAGAGUUUGAUAACGUGGUUCUCAGCAAGGAACAGCUUAAGGAGCUCAAUCGAUCCUACCGUGACCUGCCUUUUAACCAGAGCACAUAUGAGGAGACGGACUUGCUUAGCAUGACUGCUUACCCCGAAUCACAACGACGCCUGGGUCCAACGUGGUUGCUCAAACACGGCCCGCAUACCAAGCGGUUCGUCAAGAUGCUGCAUACCAUGAGCACCAACCCAGACAAGUUGGUCCGAGCAUGCCGACACAGCGACGGUAGCGCAUACCAAGAGAUUCCAGUUCGACGAUUUGUGGCAUCUGAUGGAGAGUCGGAGGCGGACGACGAAGUAGUCACGGUGGAACCACAAAAUGCAAGGCGAGACUCGUCUGGUUCAACAGGAAGCCUACCGGACCUGAUAGAGGUUCGGCGGACGGCUGUCAAGGCGGCGUUGGCAGACAUGGCCGCCGAGGCCGAAACAGACGGCGACGACGGCCCCAGAAGAAAGAAACGUAAAACGACCAAGAAAGGCGGCAAGAAGAAGGACAAGCAGAAGGGCGAAGGAAAAACGGCGGUCAACCUCCUGGAGGAAAUGGGCGACGAUUGUGACAGGACCAGUGAUAUUUUGGACACGGAUGGGUCAGACACCGGUGGUGACUUGGAAGGCUUUGUCGUCUCUGACAAUGUGCCCACGUCAAGCAUGGGGCAUUCACAACCAACGUCGCCCAUGUCGACUGGCCAGGUGACGCCUCGAGGCGCCGCCAACAAGUCCAAGCCCUUUUUCGAACCCACGGCCUUUAACGCAACGCAGGAGAGUGAAGGUGUGCCUGAGCUGGGCUCCAUUGUGGGAUCAAUUGGCAAAACAAAGCCGUCGGGCAACGACGUGGUCGCUAGACGGGCUGGGCGUAGGCGAGGAGUGGUGUUGGAUGAUUCGGAUGGUGAGAUGGACUGGCUUUAG
Molecule: messenger RNA, 3285 nt
Organism: Cordyceps militaris CM01
Lineage: Eukaryota; Fungi; Ascomycota; Sordariomycetes; Hypocreales; Cordycipitaceae
Product: helicase C-terminal domain protein
Exons: 2
Coding region: 1-3285 (1094 amino acids)
Biological process (GO): replication fork reversal; double-strand break repair via synthesis-dependent strand annealing; interstrand cross-link repair
Molecular function (GO): 3'-5' DNA helicase activity; hydrolase activity; four-way junction helicase activity
Source: RefSeq, a predicted model, not a curated record